UCGGGAAAAGUGCGAGGGUGAGAGAGAGUCGGAGCCACAGCCGCCGGGAGCCGCGGAGCGAGCAGGGGCCGUCCCCUGCGCACCCCGGACCGCGGCCGGCACCGCCGCUGCCCCCCGCCCGGCUCCGCCCCGGCCCGGUCUCCGCGGCGCCCACCUGGCCCCAGACCGGCUGCCCGGGCCGGCCCGACGGUCCUCUCCUGACCCCUGGCCGCUCCCCGCCCGCCCCGUCCAUCCCCUCCGCCCCGUCCGUCCCGGCCGCCCAAGAAGCCUCGGGCCAGUCCGGAGCAGCGCGGCCCUACAGGGCUCUUUACCGCCCUCUGGCACCCCUUCCUGGCCCGGCCCUCACUCUAAGAUGGCCAACUUCACCCCUGUCAACGGCAGCUACGGCAACCAGUCGGACCAGUCGGUGCAGGCCAUGCCGGCAGCCCCCAACCGCUACGAGACGGUGGAGAUGGUGUUCAUCGCCACAGUGACUGGCUCGCUGAGCCUGGUUACGGUCGUGGGCAACAUUCUGGUCAUGCUCUCCAUCAAGGUCAACCGGCAGCUGCAGACGGUCAACAACUACUUCCUGUUCAGCCUGGCCUGCGCCGACCUCAUCAUUGGGGCCUUCUCCAUGAACCUCUACACCGUGUACAUCAUCAAGGGCUACUGGCCCCUGGGGGGGUUCCCGUGGCUGGCCUGACCACGGAACAGACCGGUGAUGAACCCUCAUCAUCAGCUCCGCCACUUUGUACCAAGCCCCUGACCUCCCAAGGCUUUCACCAAGAUGGCGGGCCCUCUGUCGGCCCCGGGUCUUCCUUGCUCUGGGCCCGGCCUCCUCUUCGCAGGUGGGGUGGGGGUGCCGGACAAUCAGUGCUUCAUCCAGUUCCGCCAACCCCGGGUCACCUUGCACCCAUGCGGGUUCCCGCCCGUGGGUCAUUGACGGCACAUCCACUCCCUGGCCAGUCGCCCCCACACCCGCCCGAGGCCCAAGGAGAAAAAGGCCAAGGGCCUCUCCUUCCUCCGCAGCCCCCUCAUGAAGCAGCAGAGCGGCAAGAACCCGAACCGGAAGCCGGCGGAGGCCGCCAAGGAAGAGAUCCGCAACGGGAGGCUGGAGGAAGCCCCUCCCCCGGUCCUGCUCCCACCCCGGCCCCCCGAGGACAAGGACACGUCCAACGACUCCAGCUCGGCCAGCGUCACCCAGAACACCAGGGAGAGGCCCCCCACCGAGGGCUCGACGGCCGAGACCGGCUGCAGCCCGUCCACCCCGCUGCCCCCACGCCCCCGGGCGCUCAACCCGGCCUCCAAGUGGUCCAAGAUACAGAUCGUCACGAAGCAGACGGGCAACGAGUGUGUGACGGCCAUCGAGAUCGUCCCCGCCACGCCGGCCGGCCUGCGCCCGGCCGCCAACGUGGCCCGCAAGUUCGCCAGCAUCGCCCGCAACCAGGUGAGGAAGAAGCGGCAGAUGGCGGCGCGGGAGAGGAAGGUGACGCGGACCAUCUUCGCCAUCUUGCUGGCCUUCAUCGUCACCUGGACGCCCUACAACGUCAUGGUGCUGGUCAACACCUUCUGCCAGAGCUGCGUCCCCGACACCGUCUGGUCCAUCGGCUACUGGCUCUGCUACGUCAACAGCACCAUCAACCCCGCCUGCUACGCCCUCUGCAACGCCACCUUCAAGAAGACCUUCAAGCACUUGCUCCUGUGCCAGUACAGAAACAUUGGUACUGCCAGGUAAGUGGGCACCGGCCCUGCGGACGGGGACGCCCACCGCCCGGCCCACCCGAGAGGGAGAGUGGACUCGGACGGGCGGGGCCCAGAGCAGCCCCGGGCUGAGCCCAGUCGCCAGAGCGGAAACCCAAGGCCCGGUCCUCACGGUAUCCCCAUUCCUCAGCCCCCACGGGGGUAGGGCCCACCCGCCCGAGCUGCUGCUGGAACCAAGGCGGACUGGGCUCCAGAGCGGUUGUGUGGAUUCUUCUCAGGACUCCGAGAAAGGCCCGGACCCGACAGACCUCUGGGCAGAAGGGGCUGGGUGCCCUUGAGAGGGCAGGGGAGGGGGUUUGGGGGUGCCUGAAGGGAAGGAAGGAAGGGAACCAGUCCCUGACAGUUCAGGGAGGACAGAACACCUGAGGACUAGGGGAGGCAGUGCUGGCCAAGGUGCUGCGGCCGCAGGGGAAGCUCUGGCCCAAACGGAGCCCUCAGGAAGUCUGGUGGGCCCGAGGAGGGAGGGGGAGAUCGGGCUGCGGCUGCAGGGGGAACAGCCCUGACCCCCGGUGUCCAUGGGACUGCCUGCCCUUUACCCACCUGCAUGCAGGGCUCCGCCCGACCCUCCAGCCUCCUCCGCAAACUCCCGCUCCCCCCCUGCAGCCUGGUCACUGGGUCCCCCCCCCCCCCGCCCCAGGUCACGUGACCUUGGCGGGUCAUGCCAUGGACUUCAGAUAGGGCGGCUGAGCCCGAGCUUGCCUUGUCCCCCCAUCUCCUCCCUGGCUGCAGCAGCUCCCUCCUCCCCCCAUGGCUUCUGGUCUAUUGAGCCAAAGGGAGGCUCUGCUACUUGUGGCCCUCCCUGCUUAGGACAGGAGGCCGAAUCCAGAGGCUAAUGAGGCUCCGAGGGAAGUGAGGGAAGGGCCGACCAGGGGACAAGGAAGGGGCCCCCGGACCCCACAAUCACGGCCUCCCCCUGAAAAACACUCCUGUGGCGGUGGGACGGGGAAGGUGAGGGAGGGAGACACAGAGACAGGGAGACAGAGAAGGAGGGAGGGAGACAGAGACAGAGA
Sarcophilus harrisii (Tasmanian devil) is the source of this 2750-nucleotide messenger RNA. RefSeq names its product cholinergic receptor muscarinic 4 (gene CHRM4). The record is from RefSeq and is a predicted model, not a curated record. Gene Ontology annotation, biological process: regulation of locomotion; adenylate cyclase-activating adrenergic receptor signaling pathway. Gene Ontology annotation, molecular function: G protein-coupled acetylcholine receptor activity. NCBI's taxonomy places the organism in Eukaryota, Metazoa, Chordata, Mammalia, Dasyuromorphia, Dasyuridae. Gene Ontology annotation, cellular component: plasma membrane.